Messenger RNA from Tetranychus urticae (two-spotted spider mite), 1153 nucleotides. It is a transcript of the gene loqs, whose product is annotated as double-stranded RNA-binding domain-containing protein loquacious. Gene Ontology annotation, molecular function: double-stranded RNA binding; siRNA binding. Gene Ontology annotation, cellular component: RISC complex; nucleus; RISC-loading complex. Gene Ontology annotation, biological process: regulation of regulatory ncRNA processing; siRNA processing. The record is from RefSeq and is a predicted model, not a curated record. Lineage: Eukaryota; Metazoa; Arthropoda; Arachnida; Trombidiformes; Tetranychidae.
CAACUCAAUAAAUGACAUUGAUCAGUGUUCUUGAAGUAAUUAGCCAAGUGACUUCUCUUCAUUGUCUCAUUGUUUUAAUCUCAGCUACGUUCUCUAUAAACUUAGCCCUUCUUCACUUUGCUUUGUAUCAUCAUAAGUAUUUUUAUUCAUCAUUAAUUUAUUUGUUUUAUAAUGGAAAAGACUCCAAUCAAUGUUCUUCAAAACAUUUGUGCCAGGCAUAACUGGACCAUUGAAUAUAAUAUGAUCUCCGAGGAAGGCAGACCCCAUGGGCCAACUUUUACUUACCGUGUUUUUAUUGAAGAAACUCAAUUAUCGGCCAUAGCUGCUGGAUCCAGUAAAAAGAAGGCAAAGCAAGCUGCAGCUUUUCAAGCAAUAAAGAUUAUCGCUGAACAAGAUGAAGAAGCAGCUAAAGAGCUUCCCGCGUUGGAAGAAAUUGUCCCUCGUGAACCAGAAGCUGUUCCAGUUGAAACUAAAGAUAACCCUAUUGGCAAAUUACAAGAAAUCUGUAUGAAAAAUAAAUGGACACCUCCAAAAUAUAUAGAUGAUGAGGAAGAUGGUCCAGCACAUGCCAAGAUUUUUGUCAUUACCUGUAAACUAGAGAAUUUAGAUAUUCAGUCGGAAGGAAGAGACAAGACGAAGAAGGGUGGUAAAAAGAUUGCAGCACAAGAAAUGCUAAAGCUUCUGGCGCUUAAAGGACUAUGUGAUGCCCAAGAUGAUUCGUUUAAAAGUGAUUCUGUACCGAUUAAAACAGACAUUUCGGAAGUUGAUAAAAUUCCUAAAUUUUUCAAAAAAGUCAAUGAAUCAAUGCAUCGUAAACUGGACGAUGUAAUAGCAAUAAUUGACGAUGAAGCCGAGACUAACGAUUAUAUCGCAUCUCUUGAUGAAGCUUGCGCGAAAAUGGGAUUAAAUACCAAAUUCUUGGAUAUUAACAAAGAUAAAGAUGGUUCAUAUCAUGUUACGGUUUUCUUGAAAAAAAUUGGAGAUUCAGCCAAAGAUGUUCCCGUUUUAACUGGAUGGGGCACGAACAAAGACUUGUCAUUAGCUAAACAAAAAGCAGCUGCUAAUGCCCUUAAAUUAUUAGAUAAAGUACGUUAUAUUUAAAUCCUGUGUAUUAAUUUGUAAACCUUUUAAUUAAAAUAUUUGAAACAAAGAA